UCUCCCCUCUGAAAGCACAGAAGUAUCUGGCGGGACCCUCGAAUACAUGCCCCCCGAGGCCUUUGCCGAGUCCUACAAGCCAGACCCAGCCACAGAUGUCUACAGGUGGACAGAAGCGUCUGCUGUGGGGCACAAAGGGGUUGGCACAAUUGCAUGAGCACUAUAGAAUUGGGAAAAGCUAUGGGAUCCUCAUGUUCUCAGUGCUAACCGGCAAGGAACCGUAUCCAUCCAACCCUCAGAGAGACAACUCCAUCUUCAGAAUGCAAAUCCAAGAGAAUCAAAGGCCAAACACCCGGGAGCUGGAGGGGAAGAUACACGAGGUGGAGAAACUGGAAAAUCUGAUCAGCCUAAUGAAAAGGUGCUGGCAGAAAGAAAAGGCCCAAAGACCAUCCUUCCAGGUCUGCAGCCAGGAGAUGGAGGAAAUCUAUGCCUGCUACAUGCCGCACAUUGAGACUGCUGUUCGUGAAGUUCAGGAUAGUUUGGCAAAAGCAAAAGUCCUCCCUUUAAGGGUCACUCAGGACCAGGCCGGACAUCAGAGUGGAAUAAAGCGCCCUUGGUCAGAAGUGGACUGUGCCAUGCCCUGUACCAUGGAGACAAAAGAGGAUUCGGAGAGAGGUGCUUCUUCAAGAACAGCUACCAAAGGCUCCAUUUGUUUGGAAUCUCUGCCUUCUGCUGAAAAGCCUGCUGAUCGUAUAAAGAAAUCUAAAGGGAAGUUAACGGAAGAUUUUGCUCUUCAAAGAAAUCGAGAGGCAUUCCUGAAUAUAGCAGAAGAAAACCGUCUUCUUACGAAGGGCGAGUGUUUAUGCCUGAGUCAGAUGAAUGAUGCACAGGAGUUUGUGGAGAACCUGGUCAACACGGUGCUGGAAAAAAAGAAUAAUGCAUAAGUUAUUCCUCUACUGUCUGGAAGAGCUAAGGCUAUGAGCUUGGAAAGAUCUGCCUAUUUCUGAAUAUUUAGAAAACGGUGGCUUAUGCACUGAUUGCUCUUUUUUAAAGAGCCCAUUGAAGUCAGAGAGAAAGAAUCCAAAGCACACAAUUUUCUGCUGCUAUCUUUUUUACUCCCUAUGUGGAAAGCUUUCCAUUUUUUAAAGAAAACAUUACUUCUAAAGUAAUGGAUGCAUAAGAAAUGGACACAGUGCCAACCAAACUGAGCAAUUAGAUUGGAUAAAAUGCCAGUCAAAUAUAAAAUCAAGGUUGGAAUGAACCUUUCUCAGGAGACUAUUUUAUAUUUGUUUCUCUGCCCCUUUUCAUUCACCUUUUCAGUUUGUGCUUUCCUAGUUUUACCACCCCCUCCCCCCUCUCUCCCCUAAUGUUAUGCUCUAUACAGCACUAAUAUCGCACAUGGAAUGUUACUGAUCUACAGAAAAGACUUGACGACCUGAAAAAAAGAGACAAUGCACAUACUUUUGUAAACUAAAAUAUAUUUAAUAAAAAAAUUUUUAAAGAAAAGUUUGCACUUUCCUGACAGGUGCCUUGAGCAACAUCUCUUCUGGGGGACAAAGAGCGUUGGUAAAGUAUUUUAGCUU
This is a messenger RNA of Podarcis muralis (Common wall lizard), 1523 nucleotides long. The record is from RefSeq and is a predicted model, not a curated record. Lineage: Eukaryota; Metazoa; Chordata; Lepidosauria; Squamata; Lacertidae.